AUGAACGCCAGUGGAUUUCCCUCAGCUCCCUAAUAUUUUUAUUCCCCAGUGAAAAAAAUGUUCGAAUUGUACGGAGUUAAUCGAGAGGCUACGAUUUACCACUCGCCGACUGGGCGACGCAAGCAGGUGGACAUUCUGGAGACAUGUCUUCAGCUAUCGUCGCCAGAGUUGAUGAGGAAAUUGCCGAAUGGAGGGACUCUGCACCACCUCAAGGAGCGUAACAUGUCCCCGACGAAGGACUCGGACAGGGGCCCUUUGGGCGGGGAGAGGAGGAGCGGCUGCAGGAAGUGGCUGGUUACGUGUGGGGUUCUCCUCCUGGGGUGCGCUCUGAUCACUGCUGUGGGCCUCCCCAUAGCCCUGGAGUUGCGGAGUUCUCAUCUCCUGGAGGCGCGGCUUCAGGUCGUGCGGAGGAUCCUCUCGGAGACGCCUCUCAUCGACGGCCACAACGACUUCCUCUGGAAUCUGCGGCAGAAUCGGGGUCUGCACCUGGACAACUUCCCCUUCGACGAAGAUCUGUCCCAGAAUACGACACUGGGGCCGCUCUGGCAGACUGACCUCGCGAGGCUGCACCAGGGGAACAUUGGCGCCCAAUUCUGGUCGGCUUACGUUCCCUGUGAGGCGCAGUUCCUGGAUGCCGUGCAGCUGACACUCGAGCAAAUUGAUAUUGUCAGGAGACUGAGCGCAAAGUACCCGAAGAGAAUGAGAUUCGUCACUUCAAGUGAGGAGCUCAAACGGGCGCACAAGGAUGGGGUUCUUGCGAGCCUCUUUGGGAUCGAAGGGGGACACAGCAUUGGGGCUUCCAUGGCGGUUCUCAGGAGCUUUCAUCUGCUGGGGGCCAGAUACAUGACGCUAACUCAUAAAUGCAGUACUCCAUGGGCUGAUUCCUCAUCCGCAGAGGAUCCGAACGAGUACGCCCCAAUGGAUUUCCACAGUGACGGGCUGUCUGCCUUCGGCAAAUCAGUCGUAAAGGAGUUGAAUCGAUUAGGAAUGCUCAUUGAUUUGUCCCACGUUUCUACUCGCACUAUGAGGGACACCUUGGCCAUCACCAAGGCACCGGUUAUAUUUUCCCACAGUGCUGCUCGAGCACUCUGCAACUCUUCCAGCAAUGUUCCUGAUGACAUUCUCCGGAAUUUGUCAGUGAAUGGUGGUCUGGUAAUGAUCAGUUUUGACAGUGCGCAUCUGAGCUGCGGCGAUACGGCAUCUAUGUACGAUAUAAUAGCGCACAUAAAUCACAUAAGGAAGAACGCUGGGGUGAAUCACGUGGGCCUGGGCGCUGGGUACGACGGGAUUAUGAACCCCCCGACGGAGCUCCCCGACGUCUCGGGAUAUCCUCUCCUCCUGGCUGAGUUGACUCGCGAUCGCAGGUGGUCAUCCACGGACAUAAAGAAACUUGUCGGAGGGAAUCUCAUCAGGGUGAUGAAGGAAGUCGAGGAUCAUGCCGCAUCCCUCUCCAAUCAGUCACCCAAUGAGGAGUGGAUACCCCAAGAAGUCAUCGAGGAUACAUCCUACUGUCGAUACCACGACGAGUGAAAUUAUCAUCAUUCAUCAUAAUUAGCAUUCCAUUGCGCCAUUCAUAUCGUACAUUUAUAUGAAACAAAUUUCUAUUAUCAUGCAUCCCGUGCACAAUCUGUAUAUAUUCAAUGGUACAACUUGUGAAUAUCUUGUGAUAUCUUCGGUUCAUGUCGCGAUUUGUGGCUUUGGCUCCGGCUGAAGAAUUUAUUCAGCGGGAGUCAAGUAAAAUGUAAUAUGUUGGAUUCGACGUUUUGAUGAGGGAGCAUUGAGUUGCCAAAAGAAGGAAAGAUUUGGAAAAGAAAUGUCUUUUUUCGGGUUCAAAGGGAUGUCGAAUUAUUUCGAUUACAAUUUAUUCUAGUAGAAAAUGUCAAGAGAUAUUUUUCCUGGAGAGAAGUGCAUUCCCUAUAAUAAGGUCUCUCCAAUAUGUUCGGCUUUUAUUCAUAAAUUAUCUUUCAACUUUUUUUUUUCUAUAAAAA
Diachasma alloeum is the source of this 1988-nucleotide messenger RNA. Its product is annotated as dipeptidase 1. Lineage: Eukaryota; Metazoa; Arthropoda; Insecta; Hymenoptera; Braconidae. Bases 58 to 1530 code for a protein of 490 amino acids. The record is from RefSeq and is a predicted model, not a curated record. The transcript is spliced from 7 exons. Gene Ontology annotation, molecular function: metallodipeptidase activity. Gene Ontology annotation, biological process: proteolysis.